Molecule: messenger RNA, 1347 nt
Organism: Danio aesculapii
Lineage: Eukaryota; Metazoa; Chordata; Actinopteri; Cypriniformes; Danionidae
Gene: lipib
Product: lipase, member Ib
Exons: 10
Coding region: 1-1347 (448 amino acids)
Biological process (GO): lipid metabolic process
Molecular function (GO): carboxylic ester hydrolase activity; lipase activity
Source: RefSeq, a predicted model, not a curated record
AUGUCACGGUGGUGUUUCCUGAUAAUAUUGAGCAUAUUUCUGCUCUGUAAAGGUGAGGACAGUGACUGCGACAACUUCACAGAUCUGGACUUCCACGACUCUUUCAUAGGGACCAAUCUAUUCGUGCGUCUGCUGCUCUACACCCGUGCCAACCUCGAGUGUGGUCAGGAGCUACCACACCACAACUUCACCCAACAACCCCUUUUUAACGUAACCAGACCCACCACCUUUGUCAUCCAUGGGUACCGACCCACUGGGGCACCGCCAAUCUGGAUCAACCACAUCGUACACCUGCUAGCAGCUCAGAAGGACAUGAACAUCCUGGUAGUGGACUGGAACAGAGGAGCAGCAAACCUCAACUACUUAACAGCAGUGGCCAACACACGAGGCACGGCUCUAAACAUCACCGGCUUCAUAGAGAGCAUGGAGAAAGAGGGAGCCUCUCUCGACUCUAUCCACCUGAUUGGUGUGAGCCUUGGUGCACAUGUGGCUGGUUUCAUUGGCGCAAUGUUGGGAGGACGAGUGGGCAGAAUCACAGGUCUGGAUCCAGCAGGGCCAAUGUUUGCCAGUGCUUCCCCUGAGGAACGUCUCGAUCCAACUGAUGCCCAGUUUGUAGAUGUGCUGCACACAGAUAUGAAUUCCUUUGGCCUUAGAGGAACACAUGGCCAUAUUGACUUCUAUGCCAAUGGAGGAUUAGAUCAGCCGGGAUGUCCCAAAACCAUCUUCUCAGGGAAAUCUUAUUUUGUGUGCGAUCACCAGAGGUCAGUGUUUCUGUACCUGUGCUCUCUGAAUCGCACCUGUAGUCUUACGGGAUACCCGUGUUCAUCAUACAGUGACUUCCUCAGCGGCCAGUGUUUGCAGUGUGAGACCUUCAAGCCUGCUUCCUGUCCUGUCCUGGGUUAUGACCUCAGCCAAUGGAGGGACACGCUGUUAAGACUAGGACAAACUAGAGCAUAUUUCUCAACAACAGCAGAACUCCCCUAUAGCAAGACGAGUUACAGAGUGGACUUAGUUACCUGGAACCAGUUCCUACGCUGGGGAGUGGUCAUACUCCGACUGCACAAUGGGAAAAAUGUAACCGAGGCCCACAUAGACAAUAAACUGAUGAGGUUUGAGCAGUAUACAUCCACUCGACUACUGGCACAGUUUGAUGAGGAUCUAUAUCCAAUUCAGAAAAUAUCAUUACGGAUCGUCACUGGAAAUGUUAUCGGACCUCGAUACAAGAUAAGGCUGCUUCGUAUACGGAUCUCUCCACUGGAAAAACCAUACAGGUCGCUAAUGUGUCGAUAUGAUAUUAUUUUAGAGGAGAAUGCUGAGGUGUCCUUCAAACCAUUGCCCUGUCAUUAA